Molecule: messenger RNA, 1114 nt
Organism: Mytilus trossulus (common blue mussel)
Lineage: Eukaryota; Metazoa; Mollusca; Bivalvia; Mytilida; Mytilidae
Exons: 8
Coding region: 278-1114 (278 amino acids)
Source: RefSeq, a predicted model, not a curated record
AAGCCGAAGUCCACCAGUCGAAACAUGCAUGUAUAAUAGUUCAGAAAAAUGAUCAUUACCUUAGCAUUGCUUAGAUAUAAAUUGAAAUUUAAAAAAAUCUACAAGACAAACAAAGGCCAUAUUCUAAAGUUCCUGAGUUAGGGCAGGCACAAACAUUUGAAUGAAUAAUGAACAAUGAGUUAAACAAAAACUAUAAAAGAAGAGACAAAACUUAAACUAAAAAAAAGUAGGCAAAACUUAAGCUUAAAAAAAGUAUGCAACAGAACAUUUACCUAGGAUGGAAAAGUGUCUAAUUUGCAUGUUUUUUUUUUUAGAAUCCGAAGAGAGGGAUGACAGUGAGGAGGAGGAUGAAAUUGGGGAACCAAUUAGACUAAUUAAUAAGACCAAUGAACCUGAGCUUAUAGAACACAUAGAGCCUUCCAUGUCUAAGCAGAAAAGAAAGAAAGGCAAAACGCAUCAGAAAAUACAGGCUGCAAAACCCAAAUUGAUCUAUGAUUCAAAAGAAACAAAUGAAACAGAGAAGGAUGUCACUGAGGAAGUGAAUACUGAUAUUAUUGAACCUGUGCUGUCUGAACCUAUAGAGCAGAUAGCCAUUAACAAUCAAGACCAGCAAGGUGCUACAGAAAGAGAUGACCAAGAUAUGCCAAUCAUUAAAGCCCCAGCAAAAAGGAAACGAAGAAAUAAUAAAAAAAUAGAUCAAAGAACUCUUUCCAAUGACCAUAUAGACCAGGAUGUAUCACAAGACGUCCAAAAUGAUUCAAAUUCCCAAUCAGAUCACGAUGUAACUGCAGAGAAAGAUACAGAAAAAACAUGGGAGAUAAACUCUUAUUAUGCAGUUGCAUUUGAGGAUCGAUGGUAUCCUGGAGUGGUGACUGCCAUCCAAGGAGACAAUAAGGACUGGGCAUCCAUAAAAUAUAUGCACCCUAGUGGUGAAAAUUUUAAAUGGCCCGGCAAAGAAGACUCUGCAUUAGCACACAUAAAUGCCAUGCUCUGCAGGGUCAAUGUUAAUAUCUUGGCAAAUGGUCGUUUAUGGACAGUGUCCAAUAUUGGCAAAAUUGAUAAUUUAUACAAAAGUCAAUCAGAACUACAAAUUGUUGAAAUUGAUUAUCAAUAG